Molecule: messenger RNA, 3267 nt
Organism: Vitis riparia (riverbank grape)
Lineage: Eukaryota; Viridiplantae; Streptophyta; Magnoliopsida; Vitales; Vitaceae
Product: pentatricopeptide repeat-containing protein At4g14050, mitochondrial-like
Exons: 1
Coding region: 1-3267 (1088 amino acids)
Biological process (GO): RNA modification
Molecular function (GO): protein binding; zinc ion binding; RNA binding
Source: RefSeq, a predicted model, not a curated record
AUGAACCUAUCCAUUAACUACCUCUUUCAACCAUCUCUCAACCACUUUAACUGUCACUAUUCCCGCCAUUUCUUUCUCCUUCCGAACCCCAACUCCAAGUCCUUCUCAGCCCAUUUCGGCCAUACUACCACCACCAUCAAACUCAAAUUCAAUGGCCCAGAUUCUCCAAAACCCAGUUCAAUUCACACUAAACCCGCCUCCGACGUCAACCCAUUACCUUACUCUUCCCUCAUCCAGGACUGCAUUGAUUCCAACUCGUUCCAGCGCGGAAAAUCAAUCCAUACCCAGAUGAUCUCUAAUGGGUAUAACCCAGAUGCCUAUUUAAUGACUAAAAUUCUUAUGCUUUAUGCUAGAAGUGGGUGUUUAGAUGAUUUGUGUUACGCGCGGAAACUGUUUGAAGAAAUGCCUGAACGAAACUUGACGGCUUGGAAUACCAUGAUCCUUGCGUAUGCACGUGUCGAUGAUUAUAUGGAAGUGUUGAGGUUGUAUGGUAGAAUGCGAGGUUCAGGGAAUUUUUCAGAUAAGUUUACGUUUCCAAGUGUGAUCAAGGCGUGCAUUGCCAUGGAAGACAUGGGUGGGGUUCGGCAGCUGCAGAGUUCGGUUGUUAAGGCAGGCUUGAAUUGUAAUUUCUUCGUGGGCGGGGCGCUGGUUGAUGGGUAUGCUAGGUUUGGUUGGAUGGAUGAUGCAGUCACUUCAUUGGAUGAGAUUGAGGGAACCAGUGUAGUUACUUGGAAUGCAGUCAUUGCAGGGUAUGUUAAGAUAUUGAGUUGGGAGGAGGCUUGGGGAAUCUUUGACAGGAUGCUGAAGAUUGGUGUGUGCCCGGAUAAUUUCACUUGUGCUUCUGCAUUAAGGGUUUGUGGUGCCUUGAGAUCUAGAGACGGAGGGAAGCAAGUGCAUUCUAAGUUGAUUGCCUGUGGAUUUAAGGGUGACACUUUUGUGGGUAAUUCUCUUAUUGAUAUGUAUGCAAAAUGUGGUGAUGAAGAGAGUUGUUUGAAGGUUUUUGAUGAAAUGGGAGAGAGGAAUCAAGUUACUUGGAACUCGAUUAUAUCAGCAGAAGCACAGUUUGGACAUUUUAAUGAUGCUCUGGUGUUGUUCUUGAGAAUGCAGGAGUCGGGUUAUAAGAGCAAUAGGUUCAACUUAGGAAGCAUUCUCAUGGCUUCUGCUGGUUUGGCUGACAUUGGAAAGGGUCGUGAAUUGCAUGGCCAUUUAGUCAGGAAUCUACUCAAUUCUGACAUCUUUCUGGGGAGUGCAUUAGUGGAUAUGUACUCAAAAUGUGGGAUGGUAGAAGAAGCUCACCAGGUUUUUAGGAGUUUGUUGGAGAGGAAUGAAGUUUCAUAUAAUGCUCUACUUGCAGGGUAUGUUCAAGAGGGUAAAGCGGAAGAAGCACUCGAACUUUAUCAUGAUAUGCAAUCAGAGGAUGGUAUUCAACCUGAUCAAUUUACAUUCACUACUCUAUUGACCCUUUGUGCCAAUCAAGGGAACGAUAAUCAAGGGAGGCAAAUCCAUGCACACCUUAUUAGAGCAAAUAUCACAAAGAAUAUAAUUGUAGAAACUGAAUUGGUUCACAUGUAUUCAGAGUGUGGAAGAUUGAACUAUGCUAAGGAGAUCUUCAAUUGGAUGGCAGAAAGGAAUGCCUACUCAUGGAAUUCGAUGAUUGAGGGGUAUGAGCAAAAUGGCGAAACUCAGGAAGCUUUGCGACUUUUCAAACAAAUGCAGCUCAAUGGAAUAAAACCAGAUUGUUUUUCUCUAUCUAGUAUGCUCUCCUCAUGUGUAAGUCUUUCUGACUCUCAAAAAGGGAGAGAGCUCCACAAUUUUAUAGUAAGAAACACCAUGGAAGAGGAAGGGAUCCUACAAGUAGUGCUUGUUGAUAUGUUUGCAAAGUGUGGGUCGAUGGAUUAUGCAUGGAAAGUUUAUGAUCAGACAAUAAAGAAAGAUGUCAUCCUCAACAAUGUAAUGGUUUCUGCAUUUGUGAACUCUGGGAGAGUAAAUGAUGCCAAAAAUUUGUUUGAUCAGAUGGAACAGAGAAACACGGCCUCAUGGAAUUCUAUUCUUGCAGGUUAUGCAAACAGAGGGUUGAAAAAGGAAAGCUUCAAUCACUUUCUAGAAAUGCUGGAAAGUGAUAUUGAAUAUGAUGUCUUAACAAUGGUGACUAUUGUCAACUUAUGUUCUAGCCUUCCAGCCCUUGAACAUGGGGACCAACUUCACAGCCUUAUUAUCAAGAAGGGAUUUAUAAACUGUUCAGUAGUUCUUGAGACUGCCUUGGUUGACAUGUACUCAAAAUGUGGGGCCAUAACAAAAGCGAGAACAGUGUUUGACAAUAUGAAUGGGAAAAACAUCGUCUCUUGGAAUGCAAUGAUUAGUGGUUACUCAAAGCAUGGAUGCAGCAAAGAAGCCCUUAUUCUUUAUGAGGAAAUGCAAAAAAAAGGGAUGUAUCCAAAUGAAAUCACCUUCCUGGCUAUACUUUCAGCUUGCAGUCACACUGGAUUGGUAGAGGAAGGCUUGAGAAUUUUCACCUCCAUGCAAGAGGAUUACAACAUUGAAGCAAAGGCAGAGCAUUACACUUGUAUGGUUGAUCUUCUUGGUCGUGCUGGACGACUGGAAGAUGCCAAGGAAUUUGUUGAGAAAAUGCCAAUUGAGCCAGAGGUAUCCACAUGGGGUGCCCUAUUGGGAGCUUGCAGAGUACACAAGGACAUGGAUAUGGGGAGGCUGGCAGCUCAACGCCUUUUUGAAUUAGACCCACAAAAUCCAGGGCCCUAUGUUAUAAUGUCCAACAUCUAUGCUGCAGCAGGAAGAUGGAAGGAGGUUGAAGAUAUAAGGCAAAUGAUGAAAAUGAAAGGGGUGAAGAAAGACGCAGGUGUUAGCUGGAUUGAGAUUAACAGUGAGAUUCAGAUUUUUCAUGCUGGAUCAAAGACACAUCCCAAAACAGAGGAAAUCUACAAUAAUUUAAGACACUUGACCUUGCAAAGUAAGGGUUUGGGAUAUAUCCCAGACACUAGCUUUAUUCUUCAAAAUGUCAAGGAUAUUAAGGAGGUGGAAGAAGAAGAGUAUUUGCUGCAACACAGUGAACGAUUGGCACUUAGUUUGGGCCUCAUUAGCUUACCUGAGAAAUCCACAAUCCGAGUUUUCAAAAACCUUCGAAUAUGUGGUGAUUGUCACACUGCAACCAAGUUCAUUUCCAAGAUCACAGGCCGCCGGAUCAUUGUAAGGGAUACAAACCGGUUUCAUCAUUUUGAAAAUGGAAAAUGUUCUUGUGGGGAUUACUGGUAG